AUGGCUGUAACAGGAACAGCCCAAGGGACAGUCGACUUCAAGGAGGACGGCACUCUCACUACAAACUUCACCACCGCUGAGGUAAAGCUCUCGCCCAUAGUGGGUCGAUUACGGUUCCCGAACCCUAUCUAUUUCGCGCCGGCCUGGACCACGACCAAAGAAGGUAGCACGGUCAAGGUGCAACUCGCCCUCAACUCUGGCUCCUCCCUCACAAUCAAUGUGCCGGAGACUGCGAUAGUUUCGAAGACCUCGCCCAAUUCUGCCCAUUUCAAUGAGAAGAGCCCUCCGAGUGGGUCCUUCGCUCUGAAUUAA
Molecule: messenger RNA, 312 nt
Organism: Fibroporia radiculosa
Lineage: Eukaryota; Fungi; Basidiomycota; Agaricomycetes; Polyporales; Fibroporiaceae
Exons: 2
Coding region: 1-312 (103 amino acids)
Source: RefSeq, a predicted model, not a curated record